UCUAUAUAUAUAUAUACACACUUAAUAUCGAUCGCGAGGACAAUAAUAUUGGUAAAGUGCGGGAAAAUAUUGUACGGCAGUUUUAGUUACAAUGGACCAUAUAAGUGAGUUCGAUAUUAGACUUGAAAAAGAGGCGUAUUAUGCUGGAGAAACGAUACACGGCCACGUUAUUUUACAUACAACCGAAAAUUUCAAAUUGAGAUCUAUUAGAGUGUCAUUGCGGGGUCAGGCACAUGCGGAAUGGAAAGUACUCGUUAGUGGGGAUCGACGAAGCGUUAAAGAUGAUCAAUAUUUUGUUGAUGAGCGGCUGGUCAUAUGGGGCCAAGAUUCAUCAGAAGGUCCUGUGCCAAUAUUACCUCGUGGGAAACAUCAGUUUCCAUUUCGGUUCAAUUUACCUGAAAGUGCCCUGCCCUGCAGUUUUGAAUCUCGUACUGGCUGCAUUAGAUACUACAUAAAAGCAACAGUCGAUAGGCCUUACGCCAGUCCGCCUCAGGGUUUUAAAUACUUCACUUUGAUCGGACCUCACAUAGACUGUAUGGAUGAACAAUACCUGAAACCAAUGGUUGGAAAUGAAAUAUAUGCUUCCUGCUGUUUCUGCUGCACGCGCAAUCCGGUAGAAUUAAGUGCCCAGUUGGAAAGAAGCGCUUAUGUUUGUGGAGAGAGCAUUAAGUUACGCGCUGCAAUGGACAACAGAGGAUUAGAAAAAGCUUGGCUGAAAGUUAAAUUGACGCAGUAUGUAGAAUUUUUCAUCGAUCGUGGAGUUCUUGGAGCGAGUAGGGAGCAACAGAAAAUGGUUUUAGAAUACAAAGGCGACCCAGUUCAACCUGGCUCAGCUAUGAAAUGGGACUCUGCCAAAACAAUGGUUUUACCAGUAUGUCCCCCAACAUUACUAGGUGUCUGCCGGCUCAUCCAAAUCUAUUAUGUUUUAAAGGUCAGCGUAGAAUUUGAAAAAGCAGGGGAGGAUCUUCAGAUGCAUUUUCCUAUAACUGUUGCAACUGUUCCAUUCCGAAUACCAAACAGCGUUCAUCACCCACAAAUAAAAUAUGAAGUUGCAGCUGAGCACGUAGAAGGAGGCUGUUAUAUAGGACCGGAAUUUUUACUUGGUCAGGUCUACGACGGAUCGGAUGUAACGCAACCUUCAGCCCUUGUUUUGUACAGACCCGUUUAUGUAUGCACCACAAACGACUGGAGAGGUCACGAACAUUAAUAAGAGGAAAGUUUUCAUACAUUGAAAAUUUCAGGGUAAUAUUAUAUAAAUGUCGCGCAAUUAAGAACUUCAAAUUUUGUAUUAAAUCCAAAAUUCUGGACUGACUGAUUUCUUAUAUGUUUCUAGUAUUGCUUUUAAUAGUACUAAACUGACGAAACGACGUUUAAUGUUGAAAUUAAAAAUAC
Molecule: messenger RNA, 1392 nt
Organism: Diprion similis
Lineage: Eukaryota; Metazoa; Arthropoda; Insecta; Hymenoptera; Diprionidae
Product: arrestin domain-containing protein 3-like
Exons: 7
Coding region: 92-1207 (371 amino acids)
Biological process (GO): protein transport
Cellular component (GO): cytoplasm
Source: RefSeq, a predicted model, not a curated record